AAUGAGUAGGAGCAGAAACUUCAAUGAAAUUUCUCUUUCUCUUUCUCUCUCCUCGAACUUUUUUUUUAUCACAUUAAAAAAGAUGAUUUUUAGACAAAGAUAAUGCUCUUGAAAAAAGAAAACAAAUAAAUUAAAAAUAUGCAUCUCUUGCUGACUGACACACAAAGGCAGUCCAAGUAUAUUCCAAAACGACGCGGCCAAGCAAAAUAGAAGGACCAGGGUUAACAUAUCAGUGUACCUUCACAGACUGAAGUCGAUUGCUUGUCAUUGGUGGUAUCUAGUUAUUGCAUUUGGCAGGUUCAUUCUAGUCAACAAUCAGAUUUCUACGGCCUUAAAUCGAUUCUCCAUGCAUUUGUUUUUCCCGUUCCUGUCAUUUGUCUUGAAUGGCUAUGCGGUUUGCAGAAUAUCAAUGUAAAAGCCAAUCAGACAAAUACCCAUUAUUGAUGGAGCAACCAGAAAGAAGAAAUGACAAUGAACAUGUUAUUGACAUAAGGAGGAGUUUAGAAGCUUCCUCUUCUGGUGCUGCUCAUGAUAGGAUUUCUAAUGAGUUGAACUCUACUCUACCUGAAGGCAGACCUUCAAGUACUUCCAGAGCUUCGGUUUCUCAGCUGUCACUUCCUCUGUCCAACAUCUCAAGUUCCAGGAAUUCAUCUAGCAGGAGAGGGAAUGGUCACAGCCGAAGGCGCAGAAGCCCGUUAAAUUCAGGGGUAUGGAUAUCUGUUGAACUAGCUCUCACCUUAGGUCAGAUUGUUGCUUCUGUCAUCGUGUUGUCUUUGUCAAGACAUGAGCAUCCACGAACUCCGUUAUUUGCUUGGAUUGUGGGUUAUGCUACAGGAUGUGUUGCAACUCUCCCUCUUCUCUACUGGCGUUAUCUUCAUCGCAAUCAAGCCUCAGAACAAGAUUCUUCUCCAUCCAGACAACCUUCUUCUAGUGGUAAUCCACCUGUUGGACAUUCAUCUUCUCUUACUACUCAGAUUCUAGAAGAUGAUAACCAUACCACUAUUUCCAACAGAAGUGCUAGUGGUCUAAGUGUUGCAAUGGGAAAUGCCAGGCUCAAGGUCUCAGUUGAAUACUUUAAGAUGGCCCUAGAUUGCUUCUUCGCAAUCUGGUUCGUGGUUGGUAAUGUCUGGAUCUUUGGGGGCCACGCUUCUUCUACUGAAGCUCCCAACUUGUACAGGUUAUGCAUAGUGUUCCUCGUCUUCAGUUGUAUAGGAUAUGCUAUGCCAUUUAUACUUUGCGCGACAAUUUGCUGCUGUCUUCCAUGUAUAAUAUCUGUGCUAGGCUUUAGGGAAGAUUUAAACCAAACCCGAGGAGCAACAACAGAGUCAAUUAAUGCUCUUCCAAUCUACAAGUACAAGUUAAAGAAAAACAGGCACAGCGACGGUGGUAGUGAAGCUGGGGUAGUAGCUGCAGGAACAGACAAGGAACGUGUGAUAUCAGGAGAAGAUGCUGUUUGUUGCAUUUGCUUGGCGAAAUAUGCAAACAAUGAUGAACUUAGGGAGUUGCCAUGUUCUCAUUUGUUUCAUAAGGAGUGUGUGGACAAGUGGCUCAAGAUUAAUGCUCUUUGCCCUCUUUGUAAGAACGAAGUUGGUGAUUCCUUGCUUAGUUCACUUGCUGGAGCAACAGCCAGCCUACGACGCGCUGAGAGUAGGGUAGUUAGCAGCUGAGGAGGCACUGGUGUUGUGAUAUGACAAAAACACCCCUGUUUUCUGCAACAUCAGCAUCGUUAUAUUUGUGUUCAAGUAUCAGAACCAUUUGCAGGUAUACUUUGUAGAAUCAGCCCGUCAACUGGGUCUUGUAUCGUACAGUUACGCUUAUAUUGUUGUCAUACAUGAUGCUUUAAUUCCUGAAUUAGGUCAAUACGAAACCUGAAAGAAUGCCAGUGUUGAUAAUUACUGAGUUGGUUGGAGAAAAAGUUGAAAUAGGGAUGAUUGUAAUACUAUUUUAUAUAAUGUAUACACCCUUCUCUGUUUUGCUGGGUGAUAAUUGGCCUUUGGCCCUGUUCAAAGUUAUUUUUAGUUCACCAUUUUGUUAUUGUA
Spinacia oleracea (spinach) is the source of this 2039-nucleotide messenger RNA. Its product is annotated as E3 ubiquitin-protein ligase At1g12760. Lineage: Eukaryota; Viridiplantae; Streptophyta; Magnoliopsida; Caryophyllales; Amaranthaceae. The record is from RefSeq and is a predicted model, not a curated record. The coding region runs from base 384 to 1667 and encodes 427 amino acids. The transcript is spliced from 5 exons.